AUGAAUCCCGACACCAAGUUGCUGCUCGAGGAACUCCAAAAGCUCUCCCUCGAGCAAUCUGGUAUUCGGCAGCAGUUGACUGAGCAGAAGGACUUCCUCGAGCGACGCUUCACCGAGGUCGAUGACAAUCUUGAGAAGCGUCUCCUGGAUGCCGAAGCGGUGGUGGAGCAGCGGAUCAUCGACUCCGAGCUCCGUCAGGACGUUCGACUCCAGGCAAUCGAGAAGACGGCUGCCGAUCUGAGCGAUUGGCGGCGGGAGCAGGACGCCUCCGUCGACGACAUUCGCCUACGCCUCGGCAAGCUGGACAAGUUUUGGGCCCGCUCGGUGCUCGAGACGACUUCGCCCUUCACCGAUCCGGGCGUUUUCCCAGAACCCCAGGUUUCCUCGGAGCAGCACGCCGCACCAACCUCUGCGCGCUAUCAGGCUGCUCGGCCAAUCGGGCACCGCGUCGACCUUCAUCACCGGGAGGGUGGGUAUGGGGUGGUCACCACUCAUGCUCAUCCCCCGGUCACGGAUAUGGACGAUUUCCCUGAAACUCCUCCUAGAGUUUACGGUACAGCACGGGAUUUAUACCUUUCACGCAAUCGCCCACCCGAACACCACUAUAAUCCUACAGGCAAACUGCCAAAAUUAUCCUUCCCCACUUUUGAUGGCACUGAUCUUAAGCUGUGGAUUACUUGCGCUGAAGAUUAUUUUUCCAUGUAUUCGGUCGAUCCUUCUGUCUGGAUACAGUGCGCCCGUAUGCAAUUCCUUGGUCCAGCCAAGCGUUGGGUCCAAUCUGUUACUGAUGAGCUCAAAUCCUGGACAUGGCCUGAGUUCUGUCAAGCCCUGCAUUCUCGCUUUGACCGUGAUCAGCAUACUUUCCUUCUUCGCCAAAUGAACCGCAUACGCCAGCUAACAUCUGUCCAGGAUUAUAUUGAUCGCUUCGCUGAGCUUGUUGACCAGCUCAGAGCCUAUGAGUCUCCACCCAGUGCCUUACCCUAUGUCACAAGAUUUAUUGAUGGCCUAAAACCUGAAAUCCGUGCUGUACUUCUUGUUCACCGUCCUGCUGCUUUGGAUACUGCGUAUACUUUGGCAUUCUUGCAGGAAGAAGCUGGGGACUCCGCACGCCGACAUGAUUCCAGGACUUGGAAUCCGAAGGGCGGUUAUCAGCGUGGCGACCGCCACAAUGCGGCUGACGUUGACAAGCCGACGAUCCCUUCGAAGCCCCUUGACAAGCGAUUGGCUGAUCUUAAGGAAUAUCGUCGCGCCCAAGGACUCUGCGAUCAUUGUGGUGACAAGUGGAGCAGAGAUCAUAAGUGCGCUGCCAAGGUUGGUCUUCAUGUAUUGGAUGAGCUUUAUGCCUUGUUCUCUGCUGAUUGUACUGUCGAAGAUCCAGCUACUGACGAUGGGGAGAACUGUGAGACUGCAGAACAUUGCUAUUGUCUGUCGGCUAGUGUUACUUCUACUAUAGUGCGAACUUUGCAGUUUCGGGGAUCCAUGUGCCAUCAGUCUGUGUUGAUAUUGCUCGAUUCAGGCAGUUCAUCUUCUUUCAUCAGCACGCAUUUGGUGUCUCAGCUAUGCUUGUCCACAAGUCAGAGUACUGAAGUUUCCAUCAGAAUUGCGGAUGGUCAUGUCAUGCGUUGUUCUACCGUUGUACCAGGGGCCAUAUGGACCAUUCACCAGUUUCAGUUUCAGCAUGAUUUGAAGGUCCUGCCCAUUCCUCAGUAUGACAUUAUUUUGGGUAUGGACUGGUUGCAGUUGUUCAGUCCCAUGAAGGUUGAUUGGAAUGCUCACUGGCUCACAAUUCCUUACAAAGGACACUCAGUUACCCUUCAGGGAGUGUCUGAUGCAUUUACGGAGGACCCUUCCCAAUUAAUGGUGCAGGUUUUCAGUCUGGAUUCUACAGUUCCAGCACAGUCUCCUGACAUUCAUCCAGCUAUCAGUGCACUUCUUGCUGAAUUUCCCACUAUCACUACUCCACCUGAGACAUUGCCGCCCAAGCGCGCUUGUGACCAUGAGAUUCCUUUGGUGGAAGGAGCACGUCCUGUCAAUAUUAGGCCCUACCGUUACCCCCCUGCACUUAAGGAUGAGAUUGAAGCCCAGGUUGAGACCAUGCUCAAACAGGGCCUUAUUCAGCACAGUACAUCACCUUUCAACUCGCCAGUGCUGCUGGUGCGCAAGAAGGACAGUUCCUGGCGUUUCUGUGUGGACUACAGAUACUUGAACAACCUAACGGUCAAGACUGCUUUUCCCAUUCCUGUGUUUGAGCAGCUGAUGGACGAGUUGGCGGAUGCUCGUUAUUUCUCCACAUUGGAUCUGUUAUCAGGAUACCAUCAGAUUCGUUUACGGGAAGGUGAAGAGUUCAAAACCGCCUUCUCCACUCAUGUGGGUCACUAUGAGUUUCGGGUGGUUGCUUUUGGCCUUACUGGCGCGCCAGGUACCUUCCAGGGAGCUAUGAACACCACGUUGCAUCCCCUCCUACGCCGCUGUGUCAUUGUAUUUUUUGAUGAUAUCCUGGUGUACAGUAGAACAAUGGAGGAACACAUGGAUCGUCUUCGUCAGGUUUUCCAGUUGCUGGCCCGCGAUCAUUGGCACAUCAAGCUGUCUAAGUGCAAGUUUGGUCAAACUACCAUCUCCUAUUUGGGUCAUGUGAUUAGUCAGCAGGGCGUUGCGACCGAUCCCACUAAAAUUGAAGCCGUAGCGACUUGGCCCACGCCCACUACUGUUAAGGCAUUGCGCAGUUUCUUGGGGUUCACUGGUUUCUACCGGCGUUUUGUCAAGAACUAUGCCAUCAUAGCAAAACCACUGACUAACUUGUUGAAGAAGCAUUCCAUAUUUCACUGGACUUCCGAUCAUGAUACCGCAUUCCAUGCCCUGAAGCACAGCUUGUGCUCAGCUCCCAUCCUUAAGUUGCCUGACUUUACCAAGCAAUUUUGUAUUGAGACGGAUGCUUCCCAUUUUGGGGUUGGGGCUGUGCUUCUCCAGGACGGGCACCCCCUGGCGUUUCUCAGUCAUGCUCUUGGGCCCAAGAAUCAAGGACUAUCCGCUUAUGAGAAGGAAUACAUGGCAAUUCUCAUUGCAGUGGAGCAGUGGCGAUCUUAUCUUCAGUUGGGGGAGUUUCUUAUUUUCACGGAUCAGCGGAGUCUCGUUCACCUGUCAGAUCAACGGUUGAAUACUGCAUGGCAAUAG
Molecule: messenger RNA, 3171 nt
Organism: Sorghum bicolor (sorghum)
Lineage: Eukaryota; Viridiplantae; Streptophyta; Magnoliopsida; Poales; Poaceae
Exons: 1
Coding region: 1-3171 (1056 amino acids)
Biological process (GO): proteolysis
Molecular function (GO): aspartic-type endopeptidase activity
Source: RefSeq, a predicted model, not a curated record